Messenger RNA from Rotaria sordida, 510 nucleotides. The record is from the annotation of a GenBank genome assembly. Lineage: Eukaryota; Metazoa; Rotifera; Eurotatoria; Philodinida; Philodinidae.
AUGCAAGAUCAUUAUUCAACUCAACAACAUCAACAUGCUUUACUCAAUGCUGUUCAUGAAAUGUUAUCACAAUUAAACGACAGACAAAUGGAUAUUGAGCAUUCUCGAACAACAACUGCGGGACCUUGUAAUCCUGCUACAGCUCAAUCAGAAGAGCUUUAUGAAAUGCUUAGUAUCUUAGUAGGUGGUAUCGAAACAUUGACCAAUGAUGAACAAUGCCUAGCCAAUGAAGCACUACAAAUGCAAACGGCAAUUCCAACACUGGCAGAAGAAUUCUCGAAAGUUAAAUUAUCUGUUGAAGAGUCAAAUGCUUUUUUGGAACGAGUCAGACAUAAUCAAGCCAUUCUUAACCAAGAUUUAUUAUCAUUGCAAGAAAAAAUCAAUGGUUUACAAUGUGUGUUCUAUGAUGGAACACUUGUUUGGAAAAUAGCAAACUUCCACGAGAAAAUGAAAGAUAACCAAGAACUAACAUAUUAUUCGGUUUCUAUAACAUCGACAAAUAAUAUGUAA